Tetranychus urticae (two-spotted spider mite) is the source of this 5192-nucleotide messenger RNA. RefSeq names its product histone-lysine N-methyltransferase SETD2. NCBI's taxonomy places the organism in Eukaryota, Metazoa, Arthropoda, Arachnida, Trombidiformes, Tetranychidae. Gene Ontology annotation, molecular function: histone H3K36 methyltransferase activity; protein binding. The record is from RefSeq and is a predicted model, not a curated record. Gene Ontology annotation, cellular component: chromosome; nucleus. Gene Ontology annotation, biological process: regulation of DNA-templated transcription.
AUGUUUUUUGUUUAAUUUUGUAACUGCAAGUGAAUUAAUGUAAAAAGUGAAAAUCUUUAAUCCAAUGUUGAUUAAUUUAACUAUAUUAUUUAAUUGUCAUUUACAAUUAAUCUGCUCUUGACCUUGUAAAAUAGCUGUAAAUCUGGUUAAAGCGUUUUUCUCUUGGAUGAUCCCAAUCAUGGCGGCAUCAUCGGCAGCCGAGGCAACAAUAAAUUGCUGCUCAGAUUUGUCUCAACAGGAGGACAUUGUAAUCAACAAAAACGACAAUAAUACUGACAGCAAUCCGGAGGAAAGCGAUAAAGAUAAUUGUAAUAUUACCAAUAAUGAUACAGAGACCAGCAAUGAUAGUUUGGUUACUAAUAGUAAUUCAAUACCUUCAGCCAGUCAAACCCCUACUUCACCUACCAACAGUAACAACAUUGAUGGUGGAAGCAAUGUUAAUAACCCGGACGGUUCUACUCCCAAAACACCCGAUUCUGAUUGUUUCACACAGCCACUUCCACCAUCUCACCUUCCAAAUCUUCGUUCAUCAUCUAAUCAUAGUUCAACCUCGAGUACCCGAACAUUAGAUGCCGAGGGCCAAUUAAAUCUAAAACCUGAGAAAGUGAAAUCACGUUGGAGGAGAAACAGCGAACUGGAAUCUGGUCAUGGAACGGACCACCAUGGCUAUGCCAACCAUUCUUCCCAAUCACCAUCCAGCUCAUCGUCAAGUUCAUCAAACAAUAUUGCACAUGAAACAACAAAGAAUUCACCCUUAGCACCUUUAAAUACUAAUAUACCUAAAGAAACAGAACCAGUUCCACACUAUGACCAUAUUGAUGAAAACAUUUACCUUUUUGAAAGAAAAAAAUCCAAAUGUAAAAAGGAAAUGCGUCGUAUGGUUUGUAAUUGUAUUUUAACUAAAGAAGAGAGACAGCGAGGCGUUCUUGGUUGUCUUGAUGAUUGUCUUAAUCGGAUGCUUAUGAUUGAAUGUGGCAAUCGAUGCUUAUUAGGCGAUCAUUGUGCCAAUAAGCGCUUCCAGAAGAAACAAUUUGCCAAAGUUGAACCUUUUAGAACAGUGAAAAAAGGAUGGGGACUCAGAGCUAUGCAAGUUAUUCAACCUGGCCAGUUCAUAGUUGAAUAUGUUGGCGAGGUUUUGGACCCCAAGGAGUUUAAAAAUCGGGUCAAAAAGUAUUCCAAGGAAAAUAAAGAGCAUCACUAUUUCAUGGCAUUAAAAAGCGAUGAAAUUAUCGAUGCAACAAUCAAAGGAAAUCUCACUCGAUUCAUUAAUCAUAGCUGUGAUCCUAAUGGUGAAACUCAAAAGUGGACUGUAAAUGGAGAGUUAAGGAUAGGAUUUUUUGCUACAAAGCUUAUCGAAGCGGGAGAAGAAAUCACUUUUGAUUAUCAAUUUCAAAGAUACGGAAAGAAAGCACAAAAGUGUUAUUGUGAAGCACCCUGUUGCAGGGGAUUUAUUGGUUCUACUAAUGAUACUGAUAUAAAUAUUGACGGAUCUCUUAUUACACCAAAACAAAGAUCUCAGGAAAAGACUGGAGAAGAAGAAAAGAGUCUAGAGGAAGAAUUUGAAGAUCUUGGUUUGGACGAAGAAAUAGCUAAGCUGACUGCCAGUGGUGGUAUCCGAAAUCGACAACAAACCCUAAUGCUCGCUAGACUAAUGGUUCGAGCUGAAGAUACGCCCAAUAGAACCAAGCUAUUAGAAGUUCUCAAAGGCACUCUUGAAAUUGCUUAUCUAAGACUAUUCUUAGAUUAUCAUGGGCUGCAAUUGUUAUGGAGUUGGAUGGCUGAUCUUGAAGAUGUUUAUCUCAAAGGUGAAAUACUGGAAGUUUUGGCCAUUCUCCCGAUCCCCAAUAAGACUGUUCUUAAGGAUAGUAAAGUAUUAGAUGUAGUUGAACGAUGGUCCAAGCAAGCAGCAAGUGAGGCAAGUCAACGUAAGAAUGGUGUUUCAUCUGUCAAUGCGCAACUGCCACUCAUUGUGGAGCCAUCAACAAUAUCAUCUUCAUCUUUGCCUUCAACUGUUAUUGUUAAGACAGAAGAUAAGCGAGAUGAGCAGUCAGUGAAAGUAAAAGAGCAACAGCAACAGAAUGAAGAUCAGCAACCUAAGAAACUGGAGGCUUCUGACGAAGUUAAAAAAGAAGAUAAAGAUGCCCCAACUGAGUCAAUAGAGAAACCCGUCAAAAAGGAAAUAAAUAGUCAAUCUAAAGAGGAAAUAGUGAAUCAAAAUGAAACUGUAGACACGAAAGUCGAUAGCAAUACUGAAAUUGUACCAAUUGUAGCAGAACCUGUGGAGGAAGUUAAAGACACGCCAGUAGUCGAUGUGCAAGUUGAGAUUGAGCUUGGUUGCGAAGUUGAAAUCAAACAAGAUAUCAAUGGCGUUGAUACCGAGAUUCCAUCUAGUGAAAACCAAUCUGCAUCUAGUACUCCAGGAGAUUCUACGCCUGGUAAACCUGAACCAGUGAGGGUGAGAGAGACGAGAUCCUCUUCAACCUCAUCAUCAACCUCAACUACCGAUGCGUCCUCAACAACAUCCAACCUUCCAGUGGUAGCUGAGAGGAUUAUUGGUAGGCGAGUAUCCUUAAAGUCAAGAAAUGAAUCCAAGGAUGAGGGUAGUAAGGAGAACAAGGUAACUAAAGAGAUAGUUAAACCAGUUCCUGAUAUCGUAAUGUUGACUUCAAAGUUACUUUAUCUUUGGAAAGAUUUGAAAGAAGUUUUCAGAAUACCCAGGCUUGAGAGACAGAAACGUCUUGAAGAUGAAAAGGAAGCUGAUCGUAAAGCAAUUGAGGAACAAGAAAGAAAAGCAAAAGGUCUUCCAGUUGUUUACGAUCCUAAAAUUAAACGAGGUAUUGACAAUCGUGACAAUACGAUUGCUGGUAUACUCGGAUUGCAGGGUCUGCGUAAAAAAUCAGCUAAAAGGCCGGCAGAUGAUAAAAAACAAGUACAAAAUAAUUUAAACUCUUCGUCGCCAGCUUCAAACGCAACCGGUAACACUGUCAAUUCUGAAAAUAAUUCAGGGCCAACUCCUCCAAAAGUUAACAAAGAAGUCUAUCGAAUGCAGUUUGAAAUGGAACUGAUGAGAAAACAAUAUUCUCAAGCACUUGACAAAUACAACGAACAGAUUAAACAGUAUGAACAAAUGCUUCAUCAACAACAUAUGGCCGGACAACCACCAGGUCUGCAUCCUUCAGCACCGCAACCACCCAACUUCGACUCAAAUCAUUUGCCCUCUAGUUCACUAUCGCACCAUAGUCCGUUUAAAUCUGGAAUAUUAUUCAACUCUCCUAAUUUGUUGAGUUUACCGCCACCUGUACCUCCUACUCUAGGAAUGUUCUCAGAUCCAUCUAAUCCAUUUUCUGGUUACGGAGUUAAUAGUGAAUAUUCAAGUAAUAGUGGUUUAGCUACGCCUGUGACUCCAGUUGCCCCAUUGACACCUCUAACUCCAUCAAAUGACUAUCACCAAGCACAACCAUAUAAUCUUGAGUCUCAUCAUCCUAAUCACAUUAACACCUCAACAACUACCUCUCAACAUUUUUCUCUUUCUCAUUCUUCUAAAUUAGAAGAUCAAUUAAGAUCCGAAGAGAAUCAAAUUGAUUCCGAUUCUCAGUCGAUCCAUGCUACAUCUGUUUGUAAUCAAUCAUCAAACUUGUCAUCUUUCAUAAAUCCUGUAUUAAUAGAGUGCACUAAUAGUCUUAAUCAUACUCUAAUGUCUGACGAAGAGGCUGUAAUUUCAACCGAUUACGGCGUAGAGUAUGUACCUGUCAAAAAAUCUAAAAAAUCUUCAUUUACCACAUCUUCAUCUUCAUCAUCUUCAACCACAACACCAUCAGGAACCACGACAACGACCACCAGCUUAAGAAAAGAGAACAAUUCUCGUAAUAAUAACUCUAGUAGCAUUAAUUGUAAUAUUAGUAGUAGUUGUAACAAUUGUAAUGAUAGUCUUGAGACUCUCUUUAAUAGUGUCUAUCCAGCACCAGGAACAUAUUAUUUAACACCAGAUAAUUGUUACUUUGUCCCUCCUCCAUUUGAUCUUCAUGGUCAUCAAAUAGAACCAAUAGUAUUCGAAAAUGUUCCUAGACCAUUUUCACCUUCCUUCACCAAAGAGUCAAUACAAACAGCCCUUCCUCCCAAUUGGUGUUGCUCAAAAGACAAACAAGGAAAUGUAUAUUAUUAUAAUAGAGUGACAAAAAUGGUGCAAUGGGAUUUACCAGAAGUGAAUUUAAUUUUUGAGUCUGAAAAGCAAGCAACUCCAAAGAAAGUAGAAACUGAUGUUGCCACCAGUAAUACUUCACAAGAUGAGACAAUAGUACAACCAGAGCAAUCAAUGCUGGAUAAAUCAAAUCAACAGCAACAGACACCAAGUGAAGUGCAGUCAUCACAGGAUCCAUCUUCGAUAGCUGACAAAACUGAAGCUUGUACAGAUAAACCUGCAGUAACUAAUAACCCUGAAACUACUACUACUACUUCAGAAAAUGAAGUUCAAAAUAGCAAUGAUGGGCCAACAUUAGCACCGCAAUCCUCAAGAGGGACAACACCUCAAGCAUCUUCUGAAGAGCAAGUAGUCAACGGAGAAUCCAAAACUCCUGAUAAUGUGACAGCCAACGAAGAUUCCACCAGUGAAUGUAUGGGUACGCCAAGUCAUACUUUACCGGGCUCCUAUGAAGCUGAUCCUAGGAAAAGACGUUCUUCAACCAAUAGCACUGGAACUCAUCAUAACAGUACCAUUAAUAAUAGUAACAAUUCAAUUGUAAGAAAUUUUUCAUCCCUCAUGGAAAUCAAUGAUGGCGACCUGAUUGCAUCCAAUAGAAGAGACAGGAGUGACAAAAGUGAAAGACGGAUCAAGGAAAAGUUUAAAGCCGAGAUGUCUGAACACAUUAAAUACUGUCUAAAUCCUUAUAGAAAAAUUGAUUGUAGAGUUGGACGAAUUUUGUGUAAUGAAGAUUUUAAAUAUGUUGCUCGACGAUUGACUCAUUUUGUAAUGCUUAAGGAGUUGCGGCACUGUCGAAACACCGAAGAUUUAUGUUGUAGUGAAACAGUUAAACAUAAAGCAAAAGAGUAUGUAAAAAAAUACAUGGCCAACAAGGGACCCAUCUACAGGCCCGAAUCAAAUGAAGAGAUUUGUAAGGAUAAAGAAAAGUGUUCACCCAACUCAUGAAAAAAAACAAAAAAAAAUAUCAUUAAACCCAUAUAACAAAUUAACGAAA